Engraulis encrasicolus (European anchovy) is the source of this 4112-nucleotide messenger RNA. It is a transcript of the gene gsna, whose product is annotated as gelsolin a. The transcript has 17 exons. Bases 176 to 2392 code for a protein of 738 amino acids. Gene Ontology annotation, molecular function: actin filament binding; phosphatidylinositol-4,5-bisphosphate binding. The record is from RefSeq and is a predicted model, not a curated record. Gene Ontology annotation, biological process: barbed-end actin filament capping; actin filament severing; actin polymerization or depolymerization. Gene Ontology annotation, cellular component: cytoplasm; actin cytoskeleton. NCBI's taxonomy places the organism in Eukaryota, Metazoa, Chordata, Actinopteri, Clupeiformes, Engraulidae.
GUGCUCAGUGACUGGAGGCAGUGAGUCAGAGGGGUGUUGCCCUAGCCUGAGAGACGCAGACAGACGGCCAACACCAGCGACCGAAAUUCUGCUGCUAAAUCUUUUCCACUCAUUCGAUAGUUUAGUUUUACAGACAGCUGCCAUUGUACUCUUGAUUCAGUAAACAUAAGGUAGAAUGGUGUACCACCCCGAGUUUGAGCGCGCUGGGCAGCAGCCUGGUCUGCAGGUGUGGAGGGUGGAGCAGUUUGAAUUGGUGGCUGUCCCUGAGAACCUGUAUGGAGGCUUUUACAACGGAGACGCCUAUGUCAUCCUCAACACCAUCAAGCAGCGGUCCGGGCACCUGCAGUACGACCUGCACUUCUGGCUGGGUGACCACUGCACCCAGGACGAGAGUGGAUCAGCGGCCAUCUUCACUGUGCAGAUGGACGACCACCUCGGUGGGAAACCCAUCCAGUAUCGUGAGGUUCAAGGUCACGAGUCCAAGACUUUCCUCGGCUACUUCAAGAAGGGACUCAAGUACAUGCAAGGAGGAGUGGCAUCUGGAUUCAAACACGUGGUCACCAAUGAGGUUGUUAUGCAGCGUCUGCUCCAGGUCAAAGGUCGCCGCGUUGUCAGGGCAACAGAGGUGCCCGUCAGCUGGGACAGCUUCAACACUGGAGACUGCUUCAUUCUUGACCUGGGCAGCGAGAUUUAUCAGUGGUGUGGCUCCAAGAGUAACCGCUUUGAGAAGCUGAAGGCCACCCAAGUGGCCAAAGGCAUCCGAGACAAUGAGCGCAGCGGACGUGCGCGAGUAUAUGUCUGUGAAGAAGGGGUUGAAAGAGAGAAGAUUAUUGAGGUUUUGGGGGAUAAGCCAGACCUGCCAGAGGGAGUCUCUGACGACAUCAAAGCCGACGCCUCCAACAGGAAGCGAGCCAAGCUGUACAAGGUGUCUGAUGCUAGUGGGGACAUGGCCAUCGCCCUGGUUGCAGCUGAGAACCCGUUUUCCCAAAGUGCUCUGGAGUCCAGCGACUGCUUUAUCCUUGACCAUGGCUCUGAUGGCAAGAUCUUUGUCUGGAAAGGAAAGGAGGCCAACAUGGAUGAGCGCAAAGCCGCCAUGAAGAUGGCAGCUGAUUUCAUCAAGAAGAUGGGCUAUCCCAAGCACACACAAGUGCAGAUCCUCCCAGAGUAUGGCGAGACCCCGCUCUUCAAGCAGUUCUUCAAGAACUGGCGCGACUUGGACCAGACAGAGGGCCUGGGCGUGGCUUACAUCGCCAACUCCAUCGCCAAGAUCGAGAAGGUGCCCUUCGAUGCCGCCACGCUGCACGAGUCCACCGCCAUGGCCGCCCAGCACGGCAUGAUUGACGAUGGCAGCGGAGAGAAGCAGAUCUGGCGCAUUGAGGGCUCAGACAAGGCUCCUGUUGACCCAUCUACUUACGGACAGUUCUAUGGCGGGGAUAGCUAUAUCAUCCUCUACAACUAUCAUCACGGAGGACGCCAAGGACACAUCAUCUACAUAUGGCAGGGAGCAGACUCCUCUCAAGAUGAGAUUGGUGCUUCUGCCAUCUUGGCGGCGCAGCUGGACGAUGAGCUGGGAGGAGGACCUGUGCAGAUUGCUGGUGCUCGUCUCACCUCCCAGGUGCGUGUCGUCCAGGGCAAAGAGCCUGCCCAACUGAUGGGCUUGUUCGGAGGCCAGCCCAUGGUGGUGCACAAGGGGGGCACCUCCAGAGACGGAGGCCAGUCUGCACCUGCAGACACGCGCCUGUUCCAGGUCCGCUCCAACUCGGCCGGACACACACGUGCCGUGGAGGUUGACGCUUCGUCCUCUAAUCUCAACUCUAACGACGCCUUCAUCUUGGCGUGCCCGUCCGGAGCGUUCAUGUGGGUGGGCCAGGGGGCCAGCGAUACGGAGAAGCAGGGAGCCCAGCAGCUCUGCGACAUCCUGGGUGUGUCUGCCUCCGAGCUGCCAGAGGGUGGAGAGAGUGAUGACUUCUGGGGGGCGCUUGGAGGCAAAGCUGACUACCGCACGUCUACCCGACUCAAGGACAAGAUGGAUGCCCAUCCGCCUCGACUCUUCGCCUGCUCCAAUAAGACAGGCAACUUCAUUAUUGAGGAGGUACCUGGAGAGCUGGGACAAGAUGAUCUUGCCACAGAUGAUGUCAUGAUCCUGGACACCUGGGAGCAGGUGUUUGUAUGGAUCGGCAACGAGGCCCAGGAAGAGGAGAAGACGGAGGCCAUGGCUUCCGCUGUCCGCUACAUUGAGACGGACCCUGCCAGCCGAGACCCUCGCACGCCCAUCGUGAAGAUCAAGCAGGGAUUCGAGCCACCCACAUUCGCCGGCUGGUUCCUUGGCUGGGACUAUGACUACUGGACCAGCGACCCCUUGGAGCGUGCCAUGGCUGAAUUGGAACUGUGAACUCUGACCCCCUUGACCUUUUGUACCCUUUUCGCUCCUUUGCCUUCAUCACUCUGAGAUGCAAUCACAGGCACUCCUGAAAAGAAAAAAAACUGCUUUUUCUGCAUGUCGCAAUCACAUUUACAGUAUAAUAUUUGCUCAUUUUUGGAAACAUUUUUUAUUUAUUUAUGGCAAUUUGAAGCAUAUGAGGCUUAGCGAAGGCUUUCUUCAUAGAAGUAAGAUCUUGUCAUUUUUGUCUUGCCAAACCACCACAAACGCUACCAUAUACAGUAACUGUUUUAAGGAUUUAUUACGCAUCGCUGAUUGAUUUGUCAUCUUCCGCAGUUUGUAGAAGUCCACUGUGUGUUUUUUAUACAGUAGUAGGUAAUUUACUAUAUUACCUGUUUUAAAGUAGACUUAAUCAAUUGCAAGGGCUUACUUAGAAAUACCAUUCAGGGUGGUCUUGACAGAUGCUUUUGCAAAAGGCUUAUUCUCACAUGUAGGGUUCUAUGUAGGUAUGCUAUUAUUUUUUUUCUUCAGCCAAUUGGCUGACAAUCAAACCGAAACAGGCUCCUGAAAUCUGAAGGCACGACUAGUUGAAAGAUGAAAUUCAAAAUCUAGUCUGCAAUGGUGGAAGAAUCUGCAACACUGCCAAGUGUCCUUACCAAAUGACUACAGCUGUCUACUGCAAAAUAUUACAAAUUCAGUCCUCAUUCCCUUUUAUACUGACUGACUGUUAAAUCACUGAAGCGACAUUCAAGCAAUAACUGUGAGUGACCACGAGAGGGCCAAGUUUUUCCAUUCCUUCACUGGCGCCUCGGUGGCGGAAGUCCACAAGGCUCUCCAUCUAUUCAUAGCCCUCUCAGAGCCAUAUUGCAAAUGAGGACACUUCAGUCCCCCUCUCUAAUGGGACUUACACAUACAAUUAUGGAGAUUCACUGUCAUAAGCUCCAGAGACAAAUGGGAGUGCUCUUGCACAGUUCUUGUUUGCAAUUGAGUGAACAAGCCCUACAGCCUUAAUUACAUUAGUUGUGCUCUUCAUGCGUCAGGGUUGAUGAAUGGGGCCUUUGGAUGGAAUGGGUUGGGGUCUAGUGUAGAGUGGGUGCUGUAGGAUCCUAGGCUUGAAUGCUGGAGCACUUGCUAGCAGUGGCACUUUAAAUUAGUAUUGCUAUUCUGACGUGAUUAGAUGGAUUAGAUGAGGUGCAGGGAAUAAGGUUAUGGGUGGAGCUGACUCGUUCCAUUGGCUGUAGAGUCCAUCAAGAGGAAAGGGGCUCUCUCCAUUUCAUAAUGCCUACCGUGUGCUUUCACCCAGUCCCCACUCGCAUGAAGAGCAAGUCAAUUCAGCUCAUUUCACUAUGCUGAACUGAGUUUGAGGCCAGAUUGCAUAAGGUGUUGUCGUGGAUGGAGAAGCCAUCAGACGCAGUAUCAUCACACAUCUGGCAACUCCAGUUCGCUCUCUUUCAGGGAAAUUUGAAGCAAGUGGAAGUAUAAAACUGGCGUGAUCUACGAUAAGAUACCCAGCUAAGUGACUAAAUUAUUUUCUCCGGAAUACCACCGGACUCAAAUGGCCUUGUCUGUAGCACAGGCUAGUGAGGGGAUUAACCCUACUUUGCUGCUUUCAUGUUCACAACUUUGAAUCUCAUGUCAACUGCAAUCUGUUCAUUUGAUUUGCCUUACCUUUUUGUUACAACAAAAACCCCUGAUUGAUGCAAAAGAAAAAUAAACACAUUUGUGGUUCAAA